Parnassius mnemosyne (clouded apollo) is the source of this 2003-nucleotide messenger RNA. The record is from the annotation of a GenBank genome assembly. NCBI's taxonomy places the organism in Eukaryota, Metazoa, Arthropoda, Insecta, Lepidoptera, Papilionidae.
ACAGUUGUCCGCGAGCAGCCCUCGACUGCAGCACGAUGCCAAGCGACGGUCAGUACGCCGAACGUAUUAAUAUCCCGCGCCGAAAUCUCGGCCGCGUCCCGCCGCUUUAUAUACUCGUACCGUAAAAUGUCCCACGCCUUAAAUAUUCGCAACCGCGAUUUAAUUUUUAUCCGUUAUAAGUUUAUCUGGUGUUCCCUGGUUACACUAACACUAAAACCGUCGAUCCCGCUAAAUCUUAAAUGUGUCUAAUACAUAGGCACUACGAAAAUUGUACCACAUAUUAUUAAGAAGUGUUAUUAUAAAAUGAUACUCGUGCAUUACAGUGUAAUCGGAACCGAUUCAAAAUUGUAAAAAAUAUUCUGCACGCGGCGCGGGCGCAUGGGUCUGCCGGUGGUGGCGCGCGCUGCUGGCCGAGCUGGUGGCCACGGCGCUGCUGGUGCUGCUGGGCGUGGCCGCCAUCCUGCCGGCCGCCGAGGAAGCGCGCCCGCUCACGCACCCCGCGCUCGCGUUCGGCUUCAUCGUGCUGGCCAACGUGGAGAUCUUCGGGCCGGUGUCGGGCGCGCACAUGAACCCCGCGGUGACACUGGCGGCGCUGGCGGCGGGAAGACUGUCGGGCUGCGUGGCCGCCGCCUACGUGCUGGCGCAGCUGGCGGGUGCGCUCCUGGGCUUCGGUGCGCUGCUGGCGAUGGUGCCGUCGGCCGCGCACGUCGGCGCCACCCACCCCGCCGCCUCGGUGCCGGCGCCCGCCGCGGCCGCGCUGGAGGCGCUGCUCACCGGCCUGCUGGCGCUGCUGGCCUGCGCGCUGUGGCACGCGCACGACCCCGCGCGCCCUGACCGCACCGUCUCCCUCAAGUUCGGCUUCACCAUCGCCGGACUCAUAUACGCCGGGGGUCCGUUUACUGGCGCAAGUCUCAACCCUGCUCGCAGCUUCGCGCCGGCGCUCUACCAGGGCAUCACGUCGGACCACUGGGUGUACUGGGUGGGGCCGCUGGGCGGCGCGGCGCUGGGCGCGCUGCUGCACCGCCUGCUGCUGCGGCCGCGCGCGCCGCCGCGCGGCGAGGCGCUGCCGCUCAGCGACAAGCACGACCCCUGACCGCGCACGCACUCGCCUCACCGCACCUUCACUGCACCCUUGUGCCCACUGGACAACUUCUAACACUUACUUAUACACACUAAUACAAUGAACACUAUGUUACGCUCAAUUCUCAGUAACUUCUUUAGUCGACUGCGAGCGGCCGAGAUGAAUAAUUCUUUAUUUUUUGUAAACAACGUACGCGUGUUUUCGACAAUCUAACACGAAUUAAGACUACGAAAAGACUGUUAUCAUUUAUGUGCACACUUUAUCAACGUGAUCUAAAAUUUAUUUCAGAUGAGUGUGUAACUUUAUUACGUAUUUGCCUAAAAACAAAUAAAAACAGUGACUGUCGUAGAUGAAAAUACAACAGCGUGGCAUAUUUACUAUGCCGGCGCUCGAUCCACAGCUGUGACAGUUUUUGUACUCAAUUGCCGCUCUAGCAGUAUACACGUCUUGUCUUUUAUCACUUAACACUGCUAGCUCAACGUGCGCGUGCAUGGUGCUUAAUUUUACCACAGAAUAAAUAAUAGAUUGUACUUACUGUACCAACACUGGUUCUCUUUGGUCAUACACGUGAAUGCGACCCGUUUGCCCCUCACCCCUAUGUACCUAUAUGUACCAUUUCUACCAAAAAACUUUACAUAGGUAAUAAUGAUUUUUUACUAUUAUUUACCUUCGUGAAUACGUGGAAUACGUGGAAUGAAAAUAAUUUUACGUAUUUAAUCGCGUUUAAUUUUAGCGUUGUGUUGACAAUUAAAAAAUUAUAAAUUAAACGCGAUAAAAUCCGUAAAAUUAAUAUUAUUCCACAUAGCAGAGGUGAUGUUGUAUGUACAUUUUGUACCUAUAUAUUAUAUUUUAGUGUAAGCAAAACACUCAAUAUAGGAUUUAAUGUUAAGCAUUUUUUACAAAUUAAAUAGAAAAUUAAUUU